This is a messenger RNA of Colletotrichum paranaense, 234 nucleotides long. RefSeq lists its product as uncharacterized. The coding region runs from base 1 to 234 and encodes 77 amino acids. NCBI's taxonomy places the organism in Eukaryota, Fungi, Ascomycota, Sordariomycetes, Glomerellales, Glomerellaceae. The transcript is spliced from 2 exons. The record is from RefSeq and is a predicted model, not a curated record.
AUGGCCGGGAAACCAGAGCAAGCUCUGUCCGGAGACUCGAGAGCUUCGGCCGAGCCACACACGUUCCAGAUAUCCCAUUUCCGCCUACAAGCCCCAUCUCCCGGCCCUGCACACGCUUCUUUGAGCUGGAUUCGUCCUCGGCGUUACGACUCGACGCGUUCCAAGCCCAUCCUUCCCCUAGCUCCAGCUUCAGUGGAACCCAAGUGGCCCAUCCAAGACUCAUCAGCCAUGUAA